UUUUCGGCAACAAAAUGUUAUCUCAAAUGGUUUUUAGAAAGUUCUUGCUGCUGCUUUUAGUACUUAAAAGCUCUGACUGCAAGCGCAACUGGGAAUACGAUCCGAUAUCCAUCAACGGGAUCAGUGCAGAUGAAACCAAAAUGAAGUUCGAUUUGCGCGUAGAGCGCUUGGGUCGCCACGAAAUUGGCUUUUCGGGCACCAUCGACUGGCAAUAUGAUAUCGAUAACACGACUAUGAUUGAGAUGCGGAUCUUUCGCAGUGUGAGCGGCAGCGAAAGUGACUACAAACUGCUGCCCUAUGCUGUACCCAAGAAACCUUAUCCGUCCGCAAAGCGACCAUAUGAUGAAAUUGGAUAUCCCAAUUUAUCUCGCUGUUCCAACAUACCCCGAAUCGAGGGCGACGUGCUCCAUCCAUGGCCCAGGAAUCUGUACACAUUUCAUAUGUGUGCAUUCACAGAUGGCGUCUUGCCCGAAGUAUUGGUUGAAGGUUACUACAAGACUAUAAUCAAAGUAACUGGCGAGGUCGAUUGGAGCUUGACUAUUGUCAUAAUGAUCCGCACAAGGCUAAUCUAAUCUAAGCGGAUUUUCUCUCAAUUAUAGCAAAUAUCUGGUGUGGUUUUUGGUUAGUCUUCUGCUCAAGUUUUUAACUAUGUU
Drosophila montana is the source of this 653-nucleotide messenger RNA. RefSeq lists its product as uncharacterized. The coding region runs from base 15 to 572 and encodes 185 amino acids. The record is from RefSeq and is a predicted model, not a curated record. Lineage: Eukaryota; Metazoa; Arthropoda; Insecta; Diptera; Drosophilidae. The transcript has 3 exons.